Messenger RNA from Cicer arietinum (chickpea), 1159 nucleotides. RefSeq lists its product as uncharacterized. Lineage: Eukaryota; Viridiplantae; Streptophyta; Magnoliopsida; Fabales; Fabaceae. The record is from RefSeq and is a predicted model, not a curated record.
UUGCAACCCACCAUUUCAAAUCACAACUCAAUUAGCCCUUUGGUAGUUGUGUAAACACAAAAGUGAAUUUGUUUUUUUAUAAGCCUUAUAAAAAAGGCUAGCUAUAUAUUUUCUAUGCUCUAUAAUCUUUAGUGCCUCACCCUCACAAUUUUUUGUUGUCAUUUUGAGGUAUUAAUUAUGGGCAACACCUUUGGUUCAAAAAAGACAACAAAGGUAAUGAAAAUAGAUGGUGAAACAUUAAAACUAAAAACACCAAUAAGAGUAGGGGAAGUGCUUAAGGAUCAUCCAGGUCUUGUUUUGUUAGAUUCUGAAGCAGUUAAACAUUAUGGUGUUAGAGCAAAACCAUUGGAAGCACACAAAGAGUUACAACCAAAGAGGCUUUAUUUUCUUGUGGAGCUUCCAAAAGAAAUAAAACCAAGAAGGGUUCGUUCUGGCAUUAACAUGAGUGCUAAAGAUCGUCUUGAUAAUUUGAUGCUUACUAGGAGAUCUACUUCUGAUUUAUCAAUCAUGAAACAAAGCAAAAGGGAUGAUAAUGAUAAUGAUAAUGAUGAUGAUGAAAAACAUGGUGAAGAGAAUAUUAAUGGUGGAGUUAGGUUGAAAGUGAGGCUUCCUAGAUCAGAGGUUGAGAAGUUGAUUCGUGAUUGUAAAGAUGAAGCUGAGGCUGCACACAGAAUCAUGAGUUUCUAUAAGACUAAUGAAAACACACAAAAUCAGAAUCAAGUUAAGGAUACUACAACGAGACGUGAGAAGAGGGUGAGUUUUAUGCCAAUAAAUGAAGGAGGAAUUCAAGUAGCUGUGGCUUCAUAAUAACAUUCCUGGAGAAUUUCUCACCAUAUGGAGGAGAUUUUGUUAUGCUUAAUUAGUUAAAUAAGAGUCAGUGUUAUUCAUACUAUGCGUAGGAUCACAACUGGUUACAACUUUUAGGUGUUUGUAUGAAUUAUAUUAGUUUCUUUUCAUAGAACAGAAUAAUCUUUAUAAUGUCUUUAGUAAAAUUAGUUGCUAUUUGUAGAGACACCAGUUGUGACUUGUUGUAAACCUAUGUUGUAUAGAUAGUUCAAUUCCUAUGUACAUAUUGGGGAUAUAUGUGUGAGUACGUGUGACCUCAUAUUAGAGAAGAAACAUUAAUGAAUGAAUGGCUUUAUACUUAAUUAAUUUCCAA